Arachis duranensis is the source of this 1637-nucleotide messenger RNA. Its product is annotated as ninja-family protein AFP3. The transcript is spliced from 2 exons. The coding region runs from base 305 to 1435 and encodes 376 amino acids. Gene Ontology annotation, biological process: signal transduction; negative regulation of DNA-templated transcription. Gene Ontology annotation, cellular component: nucleus. The record is from RefSeq and is a predicted model, not a curated record. NCBI's taxonomy places the organism in Eukaryota, Viridiplantae, Streptophyta, Magnoliopsida, Fabales, Fabaceae.
CUUCAUUAAAAACUCUUCACUUUUCUUUCUCUCUCUCUCUCUCCCGAUGUUCUUACCGGGAAACUGCGACAGAAUGUGAAAAAAACAACGUUAGAAUUGUUCAGUUUCACUCACUGCAUGGGUACAAAAACCAUUUGAUUCGACCUUGUUUUUCUUCUGGUUCAUCACCAAUCUUCGGUUACCUACCAAAAACAAACUUCAAUUUUCAAGUCCUCGUGAAUUCUGAGCCAUCUGGGUAUUCUUACUUCCCUGAAAAAGGUAACCUUUUUUCUUCUUUUUUGUUGUUUCAAUCCCAAAUUCUUCAAUGGCACAAGUUGUUGAGGAAAGAGAGAACAGCAGAACUCGCAUGAGCGAUUUCCCAAGAGAUCUGCUAAAAAGGUUCAUGUCCGUGAACCAUCAUCACCAUCGUGAGCUACAACAACAACAACAUCGCCAUGGUGAUGGAGAUGCAGAACAAGAGAUUGAGCUGAGUCUUGGUCUUUCAAUGAACGGUCGUUUUGGUGUGGACCCAACAGCGAAGAAGAUCAAGAGAACAACAUCAAUACCCGAAUUCUCAUUCUCAAAGCCCCUCAUCAGAGAUGAAGAUAAUAACAACAGCAAUAAUAAUAAUCAAGAUAUUGGGGGUUACUCUAAUAACAUGCCAAUGCCUUGCACAUCGAAUCUGAUAAGAACAUGUUCCCUUCCAACGGAGACAGAGGAGGAGUGGAGGAAGAGGAAGGAGUUGCAGACGCUGAGGAGGUUGGAAGCAAGAAGAAAGCGCUCUGAGAAGCAGCAGAGGACCAUCAAGGCCAUGAGGGAAAAGAGUAACCGUUCUUCUUCUUCUUUCUCUGAAGAUAUUGCUGCUUUUGUUGAUGGAAAUAAUAGCAAUCUGGUGGAAGCUGCUUUGAAUGAAUUUAGUAGUUUGGGGAGAACGACGUCGUUGAGUACUAGAGUUGGUGAACUUGGUUUGAAUGGAGACAAGAAAAGUGGUGGUGGUUGUGGUAGUUGUGGUGGUUUGCCACCUCCUUCUCCUCCUUCAAGGGGUCCAUUUGGUUCUCCUCAAGGAGCAGGAUCAUCAGGGAUCUCAGAAUCUGAGAGUCCACAGGGUCAAGGGUCAAGACCAGGAGAUGUGAGAAGCCCUGUUGGUUCGGACACAUUUUCAACUACGACAAGAGACGAGUCCUCCAACAAGCAUUCGCCGCCGGCAAACAAGACGAAGGAGAUAGUGAAGAGCUUGUUGGAAGACAUGCCGUGUGUGUCGACCAAAUUCGACGGCCCCAAUGGGAAGAAAAUAGAAGGGUUUCUUUACAGGUACGGGAAAGGUUUGGAGGUGAGGAUAGUGUGCGUCUGCCACGGCAGUUUCCUCACGCCGGCCGAGUUCGUCAAGCACGGUGGUGGAGGUGAUGUGUCAAACCCAUUGAAGCAUAUUGUUGUUAGUCCAGGAGGGUGUUUGUAAUUUGCAUUGGGUGAGAGGCUAAGAGAAAGAAGAACCAAUUGAUGAGUGAUCAUUUUUCUUUUUCUUUUGUUGCUCUCUUUGAUUCUAUGUUAACUCUUAUAACUCGCUUACUUCUUCCAAUCUUGCAUCUGAUAAUCAAAGUUCAUUGCAUCCUUUGAAUUCAUAGAUGUUUUGAACUGUUCAAUGUGUUUAAUUUGUUCCA